Molecule: messenger RNA, 12372 nt
Organism: Helicoverpa armigera (cotton bollworm)
Lineage: Eukaryota; Metazoa; Arthropoda; Insecta; Lepidoptera; Noctuidae
Gene: Myo10A
Product: Myosin 10A
Exons: 32
Coding region: 280-10662 (3460 amino acids)
Cellular component (GO): myosin complex; cytoskeleton
Molecular function (GO): cytoskeletal motor activity; protein binding; ATP binding
Source: RefSeq, a predicted model, not a curated record
GCACUCGUGGAAUGCGGUGUUGCGUUCGCGCAAGCCAGCUAACUCCGGUCCAGUCAUUUCAUUCGUCGCCGAGAACGUUGUGGUGGCCGCGACCAGAUCACUUAAAAACUUAACCGUGUAAUCAAAAUAUGUGUGAAAAUUACCGUUAUACGAGUGUUUCUCUGUUAUCUAUAAGUGAAUAAUAUUGUGACAGUUGUGUACAACACUUGUGUUAUGAAGUUUAGUGAAAGUUGACGGAGGUUUUCAAGGAACUCGGGUGUCUCGUCGCUUAUUUACCUCAUGGCGGGCUCCGGGGGCCUGUCAGAAUGGGCGGAGGGAGCCGCCGUGUGGUUCCAGCCGCCGGGGACCGCCGCCCCGCUGCCCGGGGAGCUGGUCGAGGUGCACCGCGCGGCCCGGGUGCUGCUCGUCUCCGCCCACCUUAAUGGACAGCCUCAAACCUUUGCCCUACAAAUGGGCAAUGGUGAAGACGAAGGGGACCCCGUGUGGCCGCGAGAGGAGCUCGGCCCCACCGGCGUGGACGACAUGACGAGGCUCCACGACCUUCACGAAGCCGCUCUACUCUGGAACCUGAAGCUAAGAUACGAACAGGGCCUGAUAUACACGUAUGCGGGCUCCAUUCUCGUGGCCGUCAAUCCUUAUAGACCUGUCGACGCGUUGUAUGGCUUGCAGACUGCAAGGAGGUACCACGCAGCAGAGGCGCUAGGCGAUCUCCCACCACAUUUGUUUGCCAUAGCGGCGGCUGCGCGCGCGGCGCUUCCCCAGCCUCAAGCCAUACUCAUCUCGGGCGAGUCCGGCGCGGGCAAGACCGAGUCCACCAAGCUGGCGGUCCAGUUCCUCGCCGCAGUCGCCCCCGCGCCGCCCGGUAGGGCUCCCGUCUCCGAACAAAUCUUAGAAGCGGCCCCCUUAUUGGAGGCCUUCGGAAAUGCAAGAACACCAAAAAACCACAAUUCUAGUCGAUUUGGAAAACUCUUAGAAUUGUACUUUAAGGAUGGCUUUCUCGCGGGAGCGAGAGUGGCCCACUACUUAUUGGAGAAAUCCCGUAUAGUCACACAGUCUCCUGGGGAGAGAAAUUAUCAUGUAUUCUAUGAACUACUAGCCGGCUUAGAUGAAGAACAAAGGCGAUCCAGAGGUCUCCUCACGGCUGAACAUUAUUUCUACUUGAAUCAAGGAGGAGACUCCGGCGGCGCAGGCGCUGGCGCCGACUGGUCCGCGCUGUGCGGUGCUAUGCAAGUUCUCGGCAUCGGUGACGCCGAACGAGAAGAUAUAAUCAGAGUUUUAGCAGCUGUCCUGCACUUAGGAAACGUAUAUUUCCACAGGAGACAAUUGCGACACGGACAAGAAGGUGUGCAAUUAGGUGGCGGAGCUGAAGUGCGCUGGGCUGCACAUUUAUUGAAGGUCCCAGCCGAGGCGAUGGCCAGGGCGCUCACCACACGGGUCACCGCGGCGAGGGCAGAGCGCAUGAGGUCACCACUGCCCAUAGACCAAGCCUUGGACGCGAGAGACGCGUUCGCGAAGGCUCUGUACUCGUCGCUGUUCAGCUGGCUAGUUCUACGAAUCAACUCGAUAGUGCACCGCGCCGGCUUACACGAUGCUCACAGAAUAUCUCUCCUGGACAUCUUUGGUUUUGAAGACUUGGAAGAGAACUCUUUUGAGCAACUAUGCAUUAACUACGCUAACGAAACGCUGCAACAUUAUUUCAAUAAGCACAUAUUUAAAUUAGAGCAACAGGAAUAUCAGAAAGAACGUUUGGAAUGGUCGAACUUGACUUGGAACGAUAACUCUCCAGUAAUACAACUGCUGAGUAAGAAGCCAGUGGGGAUCCUGCAUCUACUGGACGACGAGAGCAACUUCCCGCGCGCAUCAGACGCCUCGUUCCUAGAGAAGUGCCAUUACAACCACGCGUUAAACGAACUGUACUCAAGACCUAGAUUAGGAGCGAGCGAAUUCGGGAUCAAACACUACGCCGGCCAAGUAUGGUACAACGUGGAGGGUUUCCUCGACAAGAACCGUGAUGCCCUCCGAGCCGACGUGCUAGAGUUGCUCUGCAGCAGUGAAGUGCCCCUGGUUGCUGAGAUGUCGACGCAACUGAGGGCACAGCAUGAUGCGAAUAAGACGUUACCUAGAGGCGCCAAUGGAAGAUUCGUUACGAUGAAGCCUAGGACCCCUACAGUGGCUGCUAGGUUCUCAGACAGUCUCCACCAGCUCCUAGAAUCAAUGUCUCGAUGCAAUCCGUGGUUCGUGCGCUGCAUCAAGCCAAACACCGACAAAUCUCCUAUGAAGUUCGACAUGCCUUGCGUACUCGCCCAGCUGAGGUACACUGGCAUGCUGGAUACCAUCAAGAUCAGACAGACUGGAUACCCUAUCAGGAUACCUUUCCAGAACUUUGUGGAUAGAUACAGGUACCUGUUGAAGUCUACUCCAUCCCGAUCCACGCCGUACCGGGAGAUUUGCAACUCCAUUCUUGCUGAGAUGCCCCCCACCGGAGCUGUCGGUGCUGAUUACCAACUGGGUGCUGCUCGAGUGUUCAUAAGGGAAGCGUUACACCGCGCGCUGGAGAGAGCGCGAGCUGACAAACUGCGGGCAGCCGCUACGAAGCUGCAGGCACACUUCAGAGGAUAUUUAGCGAGGAAACGCUACCAACAAGUGCAGGACGCCACAAUCCGCCUCCAGUCCUGGUGGCGCGGCGCCACCACGCGGCGUCGCUUCGUGCGCGUGCGCGGCGGCGUGGUGAAGGCGCAGGCACUCGUACGGGGCCGGCGCGCGCGCAAGCGGUACGCGGCGCUGAGGGAGCAGCAUAGGAGACGCGCUGAGGCUCAGCAGUUGGCUGCUAAACGUCGUGCAGCUGAACAGAAAGCAGCUCAGAAGGCGAAGGCCGAGAGCCUGCAGGUACUGGAGGUACCGGCCGAGCUCGCCUUCAUACUGUCCAAGCUUGACGAGUGGCAGCCACCACACACAGAGAGGAACCUUGCUAAGGUAUCAGGGGACGUCUACUCAGAAGAAGAGAGGGUACAACUUCCCCGAGAUUUACAACAGUUCGCCUUCUCAAAGUUCAGCUCAGUAUACUUCGCUGAUGGUGGACACUUGAGCCCCAAGAAACAUCCCAUCACCAGGCCGUUCCUGGCUAAAGCUGCUGUCAGGGAUCAAGACUUCAACGAUGCAGUGGCUACGUUCAAGCUUAUACUGAGGUGGUGCGAUGAAACCGCCGCCGGUAAUGAAGCCAGGCAGAAGGUGUUAGCAGACUACAUAGCGUCCCGCGGGUUGUCGUCCCGCGGUCUGCGAGACGAGGUGCUGGUGCAAGUGUGCAACCAGGCGAGUGGGGACAACUCUUCCGAGCGUGUGUGGCAACUCAUGGCACAUUGUCUAGCUGCCUUCCAGCCGGGGCCGCCGCUGCAUAAAUAUCUAGUCCGCUUCGUAUCGGAACGUGCGCCGGCGUCGUGGCGGUCGCAGCUGCUGCGGUCGCUGUGCGGUCGCGGCGCGGCGGCGGCGCGGACCGCGGGCGUGGCGCGGCGCUGUCCGCCCACGCUGCUGGAGUGGCGGGCGGCGCAUAGUGAUGCUAAGCCUGCACUGCCGCUGCGGCUGUAUGACGGUAAGCUGUACUAUAUACCCGGCGUCACGGCGGGCGUGGCGCGGCGCUGUCCGCCCACGCUGCUGGAGUGGCGGGCGGCGCAUAGUGAUGCUAAGCCUGCACUGCCGCUGCGGCUGUAUGACGGUAAGCUGUACUAUAUACCCGGCGUCACGGCGGGCGUGGCGCGGCGCUGUCCGCCCACGCUGCUGGAGUGGCGGGCGGCGCAUAGUGAUGCUAAGCCUGCACUGCCGCUGCGGCUGUAUGACGGUAAGCUGUACUAUAUACCCGGCGUCACGGCGGGCGUGGCGCGGCGCUGUCCGCCCACGCUGCUGGAGUGGCGGGCGGCGCAUAGUGAUGCUAAGCCUGCACUGCCGCUGCGGCUGUAUGACGGUAAGCUGUACUAUAUACCCGGCGUCACGGCGGGCGUGGCGCGGCGCUGUCCGCCCACGCUGCUGGAGUGGCGGGCGGCGCAUAGUGAUGCUAAGCCUGCACUGCCGCUGCGGCUGUAUGACGGUAAGCUGUACUAUAUACCCGGCGUCACGGCGGGCGUGGCGCGGCGCUGUCCGCCCACGCUGCUGGAGUGGCGGGCGGCGCAUAGUGAUGCUAAGCCUGCACUGCCGCUGCGGCUGUAUGACGGUAAGCUGUACUAUAUACCCGGCGUCACGGCGGGCGUGGCGCGGCGCUGUCCGCCCACGCUGCUGGAGUGGCGGGCGGCGCAUAGUGAUGCUAAGCCUGCACUGCCGCUGCGGCUGUAUGACGGUAAGCUGUACUAUAUACCCGGCGUCACGGCGGGCGUGGCGCGGCGCUGUCCGCCCACGCUGCUGGAGUGGCGGGCGGCGCAUAGUGAUGCUAAGCCUGCACUGCCGCUGCGGCUGUAUGACGGUAAGCUGUACUAUAUACCCGGCGUCACGGCGGGCGUGGCGCGGCGCUGUCCGCCCACGCUGCUGGAGUGGCGGGCGGCGCAUAGUGAUGCUAAGCCUGCACUGCCGCUGCGGCUGUAUGACGGUAAGCUGUACUAUAUACCCGGCGUCACGGCGGGCGUGGCGCGGCGCUGUCCGCCCACGCUGCUGGAGUGGCGGGCGGCGCAUAGUGAUGCUAAGCCUGCACUGCCGCUGCGGCUGUAUGACGGUAAGCUGUACUAUAUACCCGGCGUCACGGCGGGCGUGGCGCGGCGCUGUCCGCCCACGCUGCUGGAGUGGCGGGCGGCGCAUAGUGAUGCUAAGCCUGCACUGCCGCUGCGGCUGUAUGACGGUAAGCUGUACUAUAUACCCGGCGUCACGGCGGGCGUGGCGCGGCGCUGUCCGCCCACGCUGCUGGAGUGGCGGGCGGCGCAUAGUGAUGCUAAGCCUGCACUGCCGCUGCGGCUGUAUGACGACACAGUGCAGCACGUGAGCGUGGACUCGUGGACGUCGUGCGAGCGCGCGGCGGCGGCGGCGCUGGCGGCCGCGGGGGUGCAGCACAACGCGACGGGCUGGUCGCUCACUAUGGAACAUAAUGGACAACUCACUGAAUGGGCGGGCUGUGAGUUCGCGCUGGACGCUGUCGGUGAAGUAGAAACAUGGGCAGCACUGCCCGGCGCCCGGGCCGAGCCGCUCCGAGCGUCCGGCGUCGGCCACGCGCCUGCCCGACAGUCGCCGCCCGCUCCGCCGCCACGGGCGUCGUCCGUCGAUACUGAUAAGAAUGCUAGGCCACAGAUCCCACCACCAGAGCCACCAAAAUCUCGCUCUCCAAGCAUACCGCGAAUGUUACAAGACUCCAUCAUCGACGAAGACAGCUCCGAAUACAACUGGAACAUAGAGAAACGCGAGGACACACACACAAGCAAACAUACAAGCGAAUACUCAAAGCACGUCAGCGAAUAUACGAAACACAGCAACGAAUAUAGCAAACAUAGCAACGAAUAUAAGCACAACAACGACUAUUCUAAGCACAGCAAUGAUUACUCCAAGCACAGCAACGAAUAUUCCAGAAAAACUUCCCACGAUGUACUGUCUCGGGAGUCAGCAUUAAACGAACGAUACUUCGAACAAACUUCAGACAAAGUCCGCAGCAGGUCGCUUGACAAUCUUUUAGGUGACAACCCUGUGCCGCCACCGAACAAAUUAGCUGAUUUAGGGCUGUCACAAUCAAGACUGAAUGACCGAUAUCACUCGGUGGAGAGGUUAGUGGGGGCGCCAAGUGUGGCCAGCAGUAAGGGAGGGAUGGAAAUGGAGUAUGGAACAGGAUCGAGGGCUGUACCUUCGCGGUAUAUAAAGUCACAGUAUGCUGGAAAACGCGCGCCGGCCGGCUCGCAGUCGAGUCGCGCGUAUAUUGAGAAGAGCUCUGAAUUUGGUGGUGUCAGGUCAUCAGCAAUGUCAGACACCUCUGAAGCGCCAAGUCUCGCAUCUCACGUGCGUCGCGUCCGCGUUCCGAGCCAAGCGUCAGACGUCGAUCAAUUCCUAGACGAUCUGUUCUCCCCUGUGCUAGACCCUAACAUUGACGAGCUCUCAGACGCUCGAUCACUAGCCGCCAGCAUCAAGGGAGGCAGAAACUACAGCGAUUUCAUCGACAGCGUCCUCAACUGCGAUUACAACGAACAAAUUGAAACUUUAAACAAUGUCCAAGAAGUCCAAAGCCUUAUCAAAGGUGGAGGCAAAGAGGACAAAGAAAAGGGAAGAACAAGCAGGAAGGAGUCCAGUGUGGACUCUGUCGAUGACUAUAUCACGAACCUAUUCGAUCCUAUAUUCAUGAAUGACAGUUUGAAACGGCUGACUGAUGGGGAAGGGCUCACUGGUGCCAUAAAAGGAGGUGGAGCAACUCCAAGAGCUGCCUCCGCCAACACGUCCACUUUAAGUUUCGGAGCCUUGCCCCUCCCUCCGACGAUGCCGUCCACUCCCGAAGCUCUGGCCGCUGCACUAGGACUUCACCUCCCCCCUCCCGGCACGGUCGAUAUUAAUGCUUAUCAUCAGAACCUGCAGCGAGCUUUCUUACAAAGUGCAAUGGCACAAAAUCUGCAGAUCCAACAGCAACUGCUAGCUCAGAACCAAGCCUUACAAACUCUUCUAGCCGGUCAGGUAGUUGAGCCUUCUGAAUCAGAGCCCACAUCGCCAGUCCGAGCGUCUACUGUUGUGCAUGCACAAGUACAUUCUCCACCACGUAACGCAGUUAAGCUGCGGCGAGAGUCCAACGAGAGCAUGUCUGCGGGGGCUCCACCCCCUCCCCCACCGCCGAUGCCUCCUCCACUACACUCGACUGAUCCCCUCGAAAUAAAGGGCUUUGUAGACCCGUACGGACGAGCGAAAACUGUUCGUAUCGGCAAAUGGAGAUGGCCCCCACCAAAGGAUGCAGUGGGUCAAGAACAAGCACAAGAUUUUACCAAAUUCAAACUGCGUCAGAUUCAAAGACGACACACGCCGCAGUCACAGUCAAACGGCAUGGAACAUGAACCACCACGUGGUCGAUCUAAGUCAGAAACAACUCCAGGCAUCGAGUGGGAGGAGUUUGAGGUAGACGGUCCAGUUGUAUCACCGAGUAGAGAGGCGCCCAACCAACGAACUGCUAGACGAAGCUUUGAAAUCGGUGCCCAGCGCCCCUCACCGGGUAGCGUUGGAAAGCUUAAGUUGAGUUCAGAAAUGAGACAACGGUUAGAGAGAGUCACAGCUAAUCACUCUGUACGCAGCACGUCUUCUGCAGCAGAAACGCCGCGUACCAUCAACAAGUUAGAAGAUACUAGAAAGUUAAUGUUAGAGCGUCAGUUAGGAGGUGGGGCACGAUGGGACGCGCCGCCGCCGCCCCUGCCGCCUGCGCCUCCUGGCCCCGCGCCACCUCCACCUAUGUCACCACCGACACCACCAGAUGGCCCUGCGCCCCCUCCACCCGCACCCGACGCGUCAUCAACCUUCGCACAACUACGCCGCGAUCGUGACACAUUCGGUGUUCACCAAAACAGAGAGGCUGAUGACCGUCACGCCUUCUUAGCUAACUGGAACUCGCGACGCAGGGAGGAGUCCGAGCCUCCACCGUCUCGUGACGACUUAGCCACACGGUUCCUCACAGCUGACAGGCGUCAUUCCGAACGCAGAGUUAACGACUGGGGCGAUGAAUCUGAUGUCCGCAGCUACGAUGACCGAGGACAAAGUCGAGAUGAAUGGGACUCGGAGUCAGGACACGAUACGACCGGCCGUCGCGACCGAGACAACUACUCCGGCCGAGAAGCGUCGGAAAUUUACGAAGUACACACGACAAGAGCCGAACGAAGGAAAGAAGAGAAUGGUAUUGAAGAUUCUUUUGAGCGCAAGCGUUCUCCGUUCUACGAUGAUUUUGAGAGAUUUGACGGUAGGAAGAAUUCUCGGGAUAUGCUUGUAGGAAGAGCGAGAGAAAGUCCGAGGUCCGAUAUAAUUUUCCCUCAAGAGAAUAAUGAUGCGAAGAGAACUGAAAGAGCUACGUUCAAGACUCACAUGGCUCAAAAAGAGAGAGACAGGAAAAUGGAGGCGGAGCGACGACAUUCCGUGUCUACUCACGUCACUGAUAGGACUGAACAUAUUGAACGUGACGUGCCCGCCCCAGCAGCACUCCUGCCUUCAGACCGCUCGUUCCUCACGUACAGUCGAGUGCCGUGGAAGUUACGCGUGCGCAAAGAAGUGUUCACGCCUCUAGAGACCUACAACGACCCAGCCAUAUUAGACCUACUUUAUGCUCAAAUUGUCCACGACAUAAACUCAACGCUCCCAUCGCUCCGCAUGAGUGCGAGCGAGCGUCGCGCGGGCGCGGCGUGGCUGCGCUCGCAGGCCGGGACGCCCGUCCGCGCGGCAACGAAGCGGCAAGCCGUAGAAAUGGCUCGCUCUUGGCCUUUUUACUUCGCUCGGUUGUUCGCAGCUAGAGUACCGCCAGGAGAGAAUGCUGUGUUAGCUGUGUCGCAUAAUGCUGUUACUAUUGGAGUUAAAGGUCCAGCCGGCCUCACCAUCCGCCGCUCGCUCUCCCUAAGCGGUCUCCGCGCAUCAUCAUCAGCGCCGCACUCCCUACAGCUGUCAUCUUCCCGGGAACCGCCGCUGACGCUGCAUGUACCACUAGCCCAUCAUGCGCAUGCACUCAUCGCGGAGUACGCACUGCAGUAUACUCAGGUUCAACCCAAACCUACAACAAAUGGAGUUACAAAAGAACGAGUUUCAGAACGAGAUACCAGAGAGACGAGAGAGUCCCGGGACUCAAGAGACUCUCGGGAGAUACGCGAACUGCGCGAAGCGAGAGACUCUAGAGAAGAGACGGACCACGUAGAACGAAGAGCGCAGACGACGUCACCAGUACCACGGGAGAGGGAACGGGAGAGAGAACGGGACAGAGACAGGGAUCGGGACCGGGAGAGAGAGAGGGAGUUAAGAGAAGAGAGGAGAGACCAGUCAACGCCACAGCACGACGGCAGGCACCCGCUGCUCCAGUUUGCCGUCGAUCACUUCAGACAGAGUCCAGAAUUAGAAAUCCUGAAAGCGGAUUCAUCUCUAAAGAGUAAAGCGAAACGCAACGAAUGGACAUGGAAGGCACAGACGGACGUCGUGAAGUGGCAAGCGACUCCGCUGCGGGCGCCUUUGCUGCGCUUGCCGGCCGCGCUCGCGCCGCCAGCGCUUGAGUGCUUUACUUGCGUCCGCGCGUAUUGUGGCGACCUGCAGCCCAAUGAGCGGCAGAUGCAUCAGGACUUGACUGAAGUUAAAUGUGUUUAUACUGUGCUUAUGCACUGCCACUCGGUCCCAGAGCUUCGCGACGAGGUAUACUGCCAGCUGAUGAAGCAGACCACAUCCAACCGCUCACCGUCCGGCGACUCAUGCCAGCGCGCAUGGAGGCUCAUGUCCAUACUAGCGGCGUACUUCACUUGUUCUGAUACGCUAAGGCCAUUCUUAGUAGAGUACCUAUCGGCAGCGGCUGCGGAUAGACGUCGUCCCUGUCAAGGCACGGCGGCUGUGUGCCUCGCCAACUUGCGCAAGACUCUUCGAUGCGGUGGCAGGAAGAAUGUGCCCAGUGUUGAAGAGGUGACAGCAGUAUCAGCGGGUCGUUCAGCUCGACGCCAGCUAUACCGACUGCCUGGCGGCGCCGAGCGCGUCGUCAACACGCGCUGCGCCACCGUCGUGCAGGACAUCGUCAACGAGCUCUGUGAACUGAUCGGCGUAACAAGCGAAGCUGAGCGAGCAGAAUUCUCCCUCUACUGCAUCGUAGCCGGCGACGCUCUCACCAUGCCGCUGGCGGGAGACGAGUACGUGCUGGACGUAACGACGGAGCUGCAGCGAGCUCAUCAUCCCUUCUACCUCAUCUUCUGUCGCUCUGUGUGGCACCAUCCGUUAAGGACUGAUGCCCCGCCGCUGUAUACUGAAGUGCUGUUUAACCAGGUGGCCCCAGACUACCUAGAAGGCUUACUCCUGGUCCUACCAGGGGGCGGUGCUCCCCCAGCCCCAGUUCUACGUGACGUAGCUCUAGUAGCCGCACUGUUACACCGUGCCGCAGGCCUAUCUGAAGGGGCGCAGGCGCGGGACUUGAAGUUCCUGCUGCCCAAGCCUUUGUUAGCGCUGAGGGAGCCUCGCCCGAACAAGUGGGCCUCCUGGUUAGCUGCUGAAUGGCAGCAUGUGAGGACUUUGUCUCCGGCCGCUGCCAAAGCUAAAGUUCUACAGGUAUUAUCCCGCUGGCCACUCUUCGGGUCAUCAUUCUUCGCCGUCCGUCGCGUGUCGGGCAACGGCGAGUGGCGCGAGCACGUGUUAGCGCUGAACAGACGCGGCGUGCAUCUGCUGCAUCCCAGCACACACGACACCGACACACGCUGGCCUUACGCCGAGCUCAUCAGCACCAGGAAGGUCCGGUCAGAAGACGGCACAUUAUUCCUGGACGUGAAGUGCGGCUCGCUGUUACAGCAACGUGUUACACGUCUGCAGGCGGAGCAGGCACACGAGGUGGCGCGGCUCGUGCGACAGUACAUCGCGCUGCAGAGAGACCAGAGGCACUCGCCAGGUAAGCCACGUGUUGCACUCGACGUUACAGCAACGUGUUACACGUCUGCAGGCGGAGCAGGCACACGAGGUGGCGCGGCUCGUGCGACAGUACAUCGCGCUGCAGAGAGACCAGAGGCACUCGCCAGGUAAGCCACGUGUUGCACUCGACGUUACAGCAACGUGUUACACGUCUGCAGGCGGAGCAGGCACACGAGGUGGCGCGGCUCGUGCGACAGUACAUCGCGCUGCAGAGAGACCAGAGGCACUCGCCAGGUAAGCCACGUGUUGCACUCGACGUUACAGCAACGUGUUACACGUCUGCAGGCGGAGCAGGCACACGAGGUGGCGCGGCUCGUGCGACAGUACAUCGCGCUGCAGAGACCAGAGGCACUCGCCAGGUAAGCCACGUGUUGCACUCGACGUUACAGCAACGUGUUACACGUCUGCAGGCGGAGCAGGCACACGAGGUGGCGCGGCUCGUGCGACAGUACAUCGCGCUGCAGAGAGACCAGAGGCACUCGCCAGGUAAGCCACGUGUUGCACUCGACGUUACAGCAACGUGUUACACGUCUGCAGGCGGAGCAGGCACACGAGGUGGCGCGGCUCGUGCGACAGUACAUCGCGCUGCAGAGAGACCAGAGGCACUCGCCAGCUUUCAACAAUUGAAAAGCGAAUGCGAACGUAUCGGAGCAACAGACUGGAACGAGUGUGUAGGCGCAGUGUAUCAUAGUGUAGUCAGUUAGUUCACGUACUUACCUCAACGCUGUCGAAUCCGUCCACUAAACACUUCUAGAUGUAAGGAGGAUUGAAAUGAUAAUAGGAUUUUAGGGCACAACGUACAGCGCCGCCUAGCGCUAGUCGUACGUACUUCUAUUUUCAUUUUAGUCACCGUUCGACCAAUAAGUAUUUAUAUAAGGGCAAUUAUUUUAAGAAACAAAUAAUCUCUUUAAACAUUCCAAUAAAAUACUUUUAACAACCAAAAAGUAUGAAAAUGUAUGUUAUAUGAAUUUAUAGUGGUAUUAAUUUUGUAUACAUUUAAACACAAUGCAAUUAUUCCAAGUACACUCAUGUAAUAUAGAUUUUAAUCUAUCAAAGAUUAAUGAGAAGCGUGGGUCAUUUGUUUCCCACCAAAAACACCAGGAACGAUCAUUCUAGAACCCACGAUUUGAAUACGAAAAAAUUGCAUGAGUUAUAUUUUACGCUCAAGAUUAUAUGAACUGAAAGAACAAUUUUAUAUUUUGUAGAACAAUUUUUGAUUGAUUUGAAAAAUGCAUGAAAAUUGAUCAAGAAUAGUUCUACAAAACAACAAUAAUUUAGCUCACGUUGCUCAAAGUGACGACUUUGGACCUUGUUAUUAAUGUGACAGCAUUAUGGGCGGGAAUAUUUCACCGCACCUUACACUAAAGGGGUCAUUGUCACAUCAAACUAUAGCACGAACCCCGGCGUCACUCGUCAAGGCUUGUCGUCCUAGUACAUAUUAUAAUUAUGUAAUUAAAAUAGUUUGUAGAUAAAACAUUACGCCGUUCAUGGAAUUCGUAUUAUGUUGUCUAUAGUAUCGGUAUUUCCAUAAACAAUUUUUUGAUAUAUUAUCUACUUACACAAAAACUUUUUUCUGUAAUCCAUUCCUAUGUGCCUUAUUUUUAUUCUGAUAUUCUAACAAAAGGUGCUAUUUUACCUUAAAUUUAAUGUACUUACUAAUAAUUGAUGUUAUUUUAAAGUCUUUAUUAUGAAAUUAUCCAAAGACCGCGAGGUCGGAGUCAUGUUUAAUGUAUUUACUUAUAUAUUUCGUUGUAAUGUAAAAUAUUUAAUGAAUCUGAUGUAUGAGAAUAUAUUGUAGAUAAUAAAAGUUAUAUUUUCAAA